AUGGGUGCGGAUCCUAGUGAUAUUAAUAUGUUCCUGGUACACGAGAAGAAUGGUUUAUUCAUCAAUAGUUGUGUAUCAGGCCGUUUACCAGAAUCCAAAGUUGAUUCUUCUAAUGUAAGCGACGACAGUGCUCGUUCAGAGGUCCUUAUGUCCUAUACAAGCACGUCAUUAUGGUCACUGAACCGUUUUGCACGUUGUUAUUCUCGUUCACCAAACAACAAUGUGGCUAUAGUUGAUGACCGUUUGGGUCUUUCAAUUUUACAUGUUAAAGGUGACGGCUCGUCUGAAUUUGCUUUCGAUACUCUUCGUGGUGUAGGAAAGUUCAGGAACCUCUACACUCCUAUCGGGUGCAAGAACAUCAAAUAUCUGCAAUGGUCGGAUAAUGGCGUAUACCUAGUGAUCUACUUCAAUCUUGGUAACUGUUCUAAGAAGACUGGUUUGUUUUUGGAGGAUAAUUUACACAUUUGGGACAUAUCUCAGAAGUGUAUCGUUGGUAGUUUUGCCACACGUCCGCUUUCUCCGGAACAGUGGCCCGUGAUCAAAUGGGUAGGACAAAGUGACAAGUUUGCAUUCUGCUAUGGGCAACAGGUAUCUUUCUAUGCGAUAACAUCACCCGACGGCACGUUUCUGAAAAGCACACGCCUACUACUGUCUAUUCCUAUCCCGCGUGUAUUUUCGGUGGAGGUGUUUUCCUCCGAACCACCCACCAAGUUCCCCGAAAUAUCUGCGUGUGGAGCUCCAGGGCUCGAGAGACGUUCAUCUCAGACCUCUUCUAAUAGUUCUGUUGAUGCUGCGCAUAAUGUUCACGUAGAGGCUCCUGCUGUGCUAUCCUCAUUGUUGCCAGCAGGUGACGGAUCUGAUGGCAACGGUUUACGUCUAGGUGAUACCCAGAGUUCUGAUGACACGGAACUAACUGGUGUAGGACUGGAGGGAGGUGAUAUUACUGGCUCGAACCCAUCCGUGGGUCGAGGACCAUUAGCAAGUCUGCUUGGUAUGGAUGACCAGGUUGAUCUUCUCGCGAAUGAGAGCGUGAUAUCUCUUGCUGCCUAUACUAAGGCUGACAUUACCAAUCAGGUUACUGGCAACUUGCGCAUAUCAACGAUAAAGUGUGUUGGCGGUGAGUUGUUCGAAGUCUCUUCGUAUGACCACGAACUAAAGACUGAAGAUUCAGCCGAUAUGUUAUGGUCGCCCUCAGGUGCUUCAUUGCUUGUGCUUGGUCAAUCUAUGGUAGACUUGGCUGGUGAGAAGUAUGGUUCUACAUCCAACUGUAUGUUGUUUCGUGCCUCUGGCGCCUUUGUGUGUCGUGUGAACACUCAGACUAUCCACGACGCUCGUUGGUGUCCCACGCGUGACGAAUUCAUCCUAAUGGAGGGUAACAUGCCUUGCGAUAUUACCUUGUACAACUCAGAUUGUGUACGUCUAUUUGAGUUCCCCAAGUCGUAUCGCAACACGAUUAAAUGGAAUCCUUUGGGUAACAUGGUUGCGUUGUGUGGUUUUGGUAACCUUGCAGGUGAGAUUUGUUUCUGGUACCGGAAGGAUUCGUGUGACUACGAGCAGAUUGUUCAUUUGAAAGAACCUUGUACUGUGAUUUCGGAAUGGUCAUAUGACUCACGUUACUUUUUGACAGCAUCAACAUUUCCUCGUAUGAAAGUUGACAACUUUUUGAAGAUUUUCAGUUACGAGGGCGACCUUUUGGAUAGCAAGAUGUUAGAUGAGUGUUACGGCGUUUGUUGGAUCAAUUUACCUGAAACUGGUUGGGAUUUUGUACGUCCUCGUGUUCGCAAAAGUGCAGAACGCAAGGCUGUGUAUCGUCCUAAGAUUCUUCCUAAGGAGGAGCCUCAAAAGCGCAGUGUUGAAACUGUGGCCCCUCGUGUGGUUGUUGAUUCGGAUGUUGCAACUAGCGGUUCAAGGCCGUUGUCGGCUUUGUCUAAAGCGUCACCUGUUUCUGCUUCGUCUCCUGUGGUACCAAACGAUACUACUAGUUGGCAUACGUCUCCAGCAAGUAUCGUUUCUGCAGUUCGUCCAUCACGUGAGAAUUUGCAUCGUGGUUCUCUCUUUUCGACUGACAACGGUGACAAAAACGACCCAUCUGUGGAUCUUCUGGUUGCAUUUCGCCACGUAUUUGCUCUUUCGAAGAUACUUCCUAAAUCUGAAUCUAACCAUUUCGAUGGUAUUAGUCCACCUCAGAUUUCCCGUGUUUCGGACGAGUCGACUACUCAUGAGAGUGCGCCGGCGCCUUCGGAGAAGCGUGUGUCUAAGAAUGGCUGUAACAGCUCUGGUAGCCAUCCGGUGUCACAAGAGGAUGCUUCUAAGAGUCUUUCUAUGCUUAUGCGCAUCAAAAAGCAGAUGCAAAGCGAGAAGUCGAAGCCUCUCCAGCAGACGAUUUUGGACGAAGUCCAACUGUUGAAACUAUUACUGGAGGCGAAAAACCGCUCCGUGAGUAGGACUCGUGUGGAGUAG
Molecule: messenger RNA, 2460 nt
Organism: Babesia sp. Xinjiang
Lineage: Eukaryota; Apicomplexa; Aconoidasida; Piroplasmida; Babesiidae
Product: Eukaryotic translation initiation factor 2A
Exons: 1
Coding region: 1-2460 (819 amino acids)
Biological process (GO): translational initiation
Cellular component (GO): cytosolic small ribosomal subunit
Molecular function (GO): ribosome binding; tRNA binding; translation initiation factor activity
Source: RefSeq, a predicted model, not a curated record